AUGGCCAAGCCCGUCCGGCUGCGGCUUCUCGACCCGACGACAGCGUGGGCCGCGGGUGGCGCCGAGAUCACGGUGCACGGCACGGGCUUCUCGCUCCAGCCGCAGUCGAUGCUUGUGCGGCUGUCGCUCCCGCUCACCAGCACGGAGGUCUGCGUCGACGUCCGGUCGGGCAACGAAGGCACGGCGAGCUUCAUCGUGCCGAGCCUCACGAGCUACCUCAAGAGCCGCAUCUCGUCCUGCACCGUGACACUCGAGAUCAAGGCCACGGGCGUCGUAGCCGCCAACCCGCAGGAGAUGCUGCUGCACCCUGAGCUCUCGAUCAAAAAGAUCUCACCGACGCACCUGCCGUUCUCUGCGACGUCGUAUGCAAGCAUUAUGCUCUUCUUGGAGCUGCGCUAUAGCCACAGCUUUGUGCAAAUCAAGCCCAACGUCGACGGCAAGGUCCAUCUGACGGCCGCGUCGCCCGUGUACGUGCGCAUUAGCUACGUCUCCGAGCACUCGAAGAUCCCGCUUUCGGUCGUCCGACCUGCCAUGUGGAGUCCAGCGUCCCAGGUCAAUGGCGACAUGCUCAUCGAAUUUCAGCCGCCCAAAACCAGUAUCGGCGUCAUGACGGCCGAGGUGUCGCUGAACAAAGUCGAGUUCUUUGGUGCACUCUGCUACAACGUCUGGCGCGACUUUGACUUGGCUUCGGUCAAGCCCCGCGCUGUGCUCAUUUCACCAUCGCACCCCGUCGACGUCGUUUUGCAAGGACAGCAUUUCCUAGAGACGGGCGAGGUCGUCGUUCGACUCUCGCAGCCGCCCGACGACGGCGUUCCCCAAGGCAUGAUUUUGAAUGCCGUCUGCAAGUCGGCGACUGAGAUCUCGGUCUCGCUGCCACCCAAAACACACUGCGGCGUGACGCGAUGGACCGUCUCGUGCAACCGCGGCGAGCACUUUUGCCUCUCGACGGUCGAGUGCUUGCUCUUCCGAGAGCGCGUACCGCACACACUUGUGCCUACUGGCGGCGCACUCACCGGCGGCACCAAGCUUCGCCUGUUGCUUCCAAGCCUCGACAACGACGAUCUGGACUCGUUCCAACUGCUCCUUACGGAGCUGCAGCAAACCAAGGUGCUGCGCAUCCGGUUCGCCCCCGUCGACGAUAGCGUGCCGGCCAAGACGGUGUGGGCAACGCCCUCGGCCAUUGACCCGCUUUGCAUCGAGUGCACAACACCCGCUUUCGACGUCAAGCAUGUGCCCAACGACGAGACCUUCCCCGUCCAAGUCGCGCUGUCGGUCGACGGCCGGUAUUUCAGCGGCAAUCUCACCUUCCACUACUUUGCCCCGUACGUUAUCAAGGCGCUCUCGCUCCAUCACGGCCCCAAUACGGGCGGGACGCGCCUCUGCAUCACGAUGAGCCGCCACGUGCCGGUGUUGCUACCCAUCCUCGUCAAGUUUACAAGUGUCCGCGCCAACAUCCGAGCCACUGUCGUUGGCAGCGUUGUGCCGCAGGACGAUGACGCAACGGUGUUGCAGUGCCACACGCCCAUAUGGCCGAUCGACAAGGAGCUCCAGCUCACCAAGGUGCAAGUGUCCCUCAACGACGGUGUCGAUUACAUUCCAAAAGACACCGAUACGUCCGUGGUGGCGCAAUUUCAGACGACCUUGGACGUGGACGAGACGUACCUGCUCUAUCUCUUCUACCCACCACCGACGAUCCACUACAUUUGGCCAACGUCUACGUCCGUCAUGGGCGGGGGGCUCCUCCGACUCAAAGGUGAGAACAUAACCGACCACGGUGGCACGGUCUCGGUCGUCUUUCGCACCGGGCAGGGCCAUCGGCGCGUGCGGGCGUUCCAACGUCUGUUCUGUAUUGCGCCGCCGUCGGUGGCGGGUCUCGUCGACGUCUACGUCUCCCUCAACGGCCAGCAAUACUCCAAGUGCUGCUUCCGGAACAUCCCGAAUCGAAGCCAGUUCCUCUACUACGAGCUGCCGUCCAUCACGUGCGUGACGCCGAUCUCGUCACCGUCGCAGGUGUCGUCGACCGUCACCAUCAUCGGCGAGUCAAUUAUCGACACGGGCACGAUUCAAGUUCGGUUCUCCUACUUGAAGCAAACGUCCAUCAUUGGAGAGCCGCACACCGUACGGCAGUACGCGGCCGGCCGCCUCAACGCCCAAGGCCACAUUGAGUGUGCGUCGCCCAUUUUGAGGACGAUCGCACCCAACUUGAUGAGCACCGUCGAGAUCUCGCUCAACAGCUGCGACUUUACCGGACCAAAGCACCCGUUUUCCUUCUACCGACGUCACACGAUAAAGCUCGUCGAGCCAAUUGGGAUGGCGCUCGACCUCGCGACGCUCCUCAAGCUUCACCUUACGCCCAAAAUCAUCACGGACGGCAUCAAAGUGCGGCUCAAGGUGAGCUACGUCGGACAUCGAGGGGGAGCGCUCGAGAAGCACAUGCUUGGUCCGAUGGUGGCGACGGCCUGGACGACUGAGCACGUCGAGUUUCUCUGCCCUGCGCUCUCGGCGCUCGUCCAGUCGCCGCAACAGUUGCGGCAAGUCGACGUUGAAGUCGCGCUCAACAACCAGCACUUUUUAGACGUGGGGAAUUUACUCAACUUCACAGUCCCGUACAGCGUGCCCAAGGUCGAUCGUAUCUGGCCAGUCGCAGCGCCUUUCGAGAGUCCGACCGAGCUGCAUCUCUUUGGCUCGGGGUUUGCCAGCGAGUACCCGACGCACCUCCGGCUCAGCAUUCCAGGCAUGACACCCGGGUCGACAGUCUCACGUGUUCUCGACACGACGUUUGUGUCGCCCGAGCAGGUCUCGGUGCUGUGCCCACCCGUCGCGGCGUUUACGCCCGACCACCAAGUGCAGCUCAACUGGCUAUCGUGCAAUGUCCUGCCAACGUCGCCGGACGUCAUGUCGGAGCUGCCUGAGUCGCCCAAGUCGCGGACGCGCUUCACACACCGCAGCGAGUCCCGCAAGCUGCGCCGCCACCCCGACAACCAAUCACGGCGGCGCGUGGCCAUCGGGGGCAUGAAGGUGCUGCCGAUAUCGAUCGAGAUGGCGACGCGCUUCGACCAGUUUUCUCCUGUUGCGCUCCCCGUGGCCUUUUAUACAGCACCGAGCAUCACGCACGUGGCCCCCCGCGGGGGGUUCACGACGGGGGGCGCCGUCGUCGAAUUGCACGUCGACGCGGCGCAGCUGCAGUACUUGCACGUGGUCGACAUCAUGCCCAUGAUGUUUGGCGACACAAAGGUCACGGGCCACCGCGUCGACAACACCGUUUCUGUCGUGGCGCCGGCGCUGCCCGCGGGCCAGCACCUCUUGACGAUCGCGUUCAACCAGCAGUGCUACGAGAUGGUCCGCGUCGGCAUGUUUCCCGUGUACUUUGAGGCGUUUGAGCCCCCGGUCGUGCACUGCCUGGCCGCCAACAACUGCAUCAUGAGCUUUGGGCCAAUGGACGGCGGCACUCCGGUCAGCAUCCGAGGGCAAGGGUUUAUUGAGUCGGCGAGCCCGUUGGUCAAAUUUGUAUUUUACAACGCGCCCUUUGCAACCCCGCGUGGCCCGAAGAGCGACGAAUAUAUUGUCGAAGCGACUAUUGUCGAUGGCGGUUUGAUCAAGUGCAUUGCGCCGCCCGUGACACACGCCGGCAUCGCCAACGUUCAAAUUUCGUGCAAUGGCCAGCAAUUUUCCGAAGACUCGCAGCUUCAUUUCGAGUACCAUGCUGCCACCAAGCUCAUGCUCGAGCCAGGCAGCGCCAAGUGCGGCGCCCUCGACGGCGGUACACCCAUCAUCUUUCACGUGCUCCAGGGGCUCCCCGAAGACCGGUCGAGCUUGGACUGUAUGGUGCAGCUCGUGGACAUCAAUGGCCACGUCGUCACCGUGCCUGCUUCGUUCGUCGAUGACAGUGCGGUCUUGCACCCUCGGAUUCAAUUGCUCUCACCGCCGUGGCCGUACCCAACCAAAGUCCAACUCCGUCUCUCGCUCAACCGCCAAGUUUUCUUCUUCGAUACGGAGCUCUCGUUCCUGUAUUUCGACGCCCCGGAUGUCAUCCAGGCCAUCUCCCCCGUGGCCGGGCCAACGCACGGCAAGACACGCGUGCUUGUGGCCUGCAAUUCGCUGCUUGAGACAGGCGACAUCGUCUUUAAGCUGCUGCUCAAGCCUGGCACGUGCGCGGAUGAGACCGAGACGCUCGAGCUCGUCGUGCCCGGGCGCGUCAGCAAGGAAGACGAAGCGCUUGAGUUUGAGACGCCACCCGUGCCGUUUGGCUGCCACGUGUUCUUGCAAAUGUCGCUAAACGGCGUCGACUUUUGCACCGCGAACCGCGACGUAUACUUUGCCUUCUAUAUGCCACCGACGCUCACGUCGUUUCACCCGACAUGGGCACCGAUCGACUGCGAGACGGUCCUGCGGUUGUAUGGCCAGCACCUCCGAGACUAUGGUGCACCGAUCGAAGUGCAGUUGACGCCGUGGCGCGGUGCCACGAGCUAUGUCGUGCCAGGACGCAUCACCAAUGACGAGAAUGGCGUCCCAUGCGUGGUGUGCAGCACGCCGACCGAGAUCGAGUCUGGUUUUGUCAAGCUCGAACUGAGCUUAAACGGACAACAAUUCACCGUCUCUGAAUAUCCGGAUCCACGCGUGGUGAGCGCGCUGGCCGUCCACAAGACCAAACCGCUCUACCCGUUUCGGUUUUUUGCGCAGCCCUACUUUCUCACAACGUCAUAUGGCUCGGCCGGCGGCGGGUCCCGUGUAGUCUUCUGCGGCGGCCCACGGUUGGCCAAGGCGCUCGCCAAGUGCGACGCCAAGUGCUAUGUUCAGUUCACACCUGUCAAGCUAUGGAGCCUCACGGGCACCGCGUCGACGUCGGCCAAGCUCCCUGACUCGAUGACGGUGGCGGCCGAGGUCGAUGCGACCACCACGACCGUGACGUGUCGAGCUCCCAUGUGUCGGCAAGCGUGCAUUGCCAGCGUCGAGCUUCUCUUUAACGAGCAGCGGGCGCUGGACGCCGCCGCGCUGGGCUCGGCCCGAGAAAAAUACCAUUUUUUCGACGCCCCCGCCAUCACCGAAGUCGUGCCGUCCUGUGGGCCCAUGGCAGGCGACACGGUCCUCCUCCUCCUCGGCACCAAUAUCUUCGAGUCGCAUCAAAUCCACGUCCGGUUUCAAUCGGCUGCCAACCGCCACGAAUUCUGCAUUGUUCGCGGCCACGUGACUACAACACUCAGUAACGGCACGCAAGCCAAGCACCCAAUGAUCCAGUGUGUCUCGCCGACCAUCGAGGUGUACGACCCGAGCCAGAUGGCACCGACGCCGACAGCCCCUGUGAAAGCGCAGCGUUACGUCACUAUGCUGGCGCAGGCGGGCCCCCGAGCCGGGCUCCGUCGGACUCGAGACGUUGAAACCCGUCGUCGGUCGAUGGCGCCGACCCAAGCAAACAACCGACUUGUCGUGAACCGAGCCAGCUUGAGCAACGCCGAGCUCGGGUGUCCGUAUCUGGACGUGAUGGUUGAUUUUAGCCUCAACGGGGGCGAACAGUACCUUCCACGGGGCGUCCCAUAUCGGUUUUAUACGCCUUUGGACUUGCGGAACCUCGUGUACGGCCCUCACCACGUACCAGCCGCAAUGCUCGACGAGCUUGUGGGACUGGACGCCGCGCCGCGCUCCCGGCGCCUCGUCGUUCGUGGAUUUGAAGCCGCGACGCUGGUCGAGAGCAAGUGUAUCGGUGUCCGUUUCGAAAGCAACGCGACCCACGACACGUACACGCAGCCUUGCGUCGCAUACGCAGACAAGGGCGAGGUGAGCUGCGUGAUCCCAGAAUUUGCCACGCCCGGGACCUACCGCCUGCUCUUUUCCCUCAACUCGCAGCAAUUCACCUAUCUCGGAGACAUUCGUGUCCAUGCAGCGAUGAAGAUCUUGACCAACACACCACUUCAGAGCCCUCUCAACGGGGGCAACGUUGUGCACCUCGAGACUGAGAUUCCGACAAGCAUCGGAGAUCUCUCCAUCAUGCCUUCAAGCCAUCGACGUAUCGUGCGUCAUAGCAUUCAAGCGUUCGAGGCGCCCGAAGUGCGGCUCCAUCGCGAAGGCUCCAACUGGCGCGAGAAGGUGUCGCACCGCGUUCGGGUCUCGAUUGUGGCGCCAGUGGGCACGCGCAAGGUUAGCGCCCGGGCGCCGGUAGUGACGGUGCGCUCGCGCGUCGCGCAGUGGAUCAUGCACGAGGCGUCCGUGGACAUGGCCGUUGGCAUGGUCGACAUUGAUGCCACGUCGUGGCCGUCAGAAGGUGUCAUUGUGACAGUGCAUUUAAAGGCGAGCUACAACACAUACCGCGUCAUCGUCACGGAGGCGUCCGUGCCGACGAUGGCUACUUUGACCAAGCUCCCAUCCGUGCUGGACACGCUUUACGUUGUGACGCCGUCCGACGCCCCAACAGCCCACGGCGAUGUCAACAACGUACAUCUGGUGCGGCACGACGCGCUAGACGCAGCCCCAGUGGCGCUACCGCUUGUUACCAGCGACUGCGACAAAGUCGCGCAAUGGCGCAUCGAAGAAGGCUUUUUCUGGCUCAUUGCGAGAGCUCCGGAAGUGCUUGUUCUGGCCCCGAACCAGACGCUUCUUCACUGCCAACAACCAAUAGCACCUACCGCCGCGCCAGGUGCUCUCUGGGUCGUUGGCGCCCUCAUUUCGCGACCAUCGGAGCCGCUGUUGAUCAUAUACGUCAAUCGACGCGUCCUGUCGCUCGUCGCCACGUUGCCUGAGCUCGCGUCCCAGCCGCUCCACCCGCUCCACGACCUGUACCACGAAGCCGACGCUGCCCUAAACCUGCCAUCGACGUGGGCGCUUUGGAGCAACUCGGAGCCAGAGUCAAUGCUGCCACUGCAGCUCAGCGUCUGCUUCAAGCUCGCGGGCACAAGUGCAGCCGCAACAACGCCAGUGCUGGCUGUCGAGCUCCUGCAAGACGCCCCUUCCUCACCGGGUAUUGCCAAAUACAAGGUGACCUGCGCUCAGCCGCCGCUGUCAUCCAAGGGCAAGGUACUCAUAUGGCUGGGUGCACACGGCAUCUGCUUCUCGCCCCCGACGUCGAUGCUCGUGUACGACGCAAGUGCGUGGUCCAUCGCGGCUUUGGAGCCGCCGUGUGGGCUCUUGGGAUCCUGUACGCCUAUCAAGCUCCGGGGCACCGGUUUUCUCGAGACGGGCGCGAUCUCCGUCCAGUUCAGCACACCGACGCACACCGUUCACGUGCCCGGCGAAGUGUGGAAGCGGUACUUUUGCAAUGUCACCAUCACGGGGCUCACAGUGACCGGUCGACUCACCGGCGUCGACACGAACGGCUGGUACUACCUCGCUGUAAAGUGCAACGACGGACUUCCGCGCCAGACGCCGGCCAAGCGCAUGCUCUACCAGGUGCGCAAGGAGGUCGGCACCCUUCUUUGGUGCGAAAAGAUGCAAUUCGAGCUCGUCUCGGGCGCGCGCACGCCGCAAUUGGAGCUCGUGCUGCGCAUGACGGCCGACGACACCCGCGGCUCAUCCCGAUUACCGCGCGACGUGGCGACGUUCGUCGUGUCACCGAUGGUACUGAAGCCCGGCGUGAGCCAGUCGGCGUCCGUGAGUCUCCAGAGCGUCGACGGAUCGACGGCCAUCAAGCGUAGCGUGGAUUUGAGUUUGAUGCUCGAGCCGCCUAUACUGGAGAGCAGUAUGAUUGUCACGCAGGCACCGAACAUCGAGACCAUGUCUGUGCUGGAUGUGCAAGUGUCGUCGGGGCAGUGUCCGUACACCCCGCUGGGCGCGCCGUCCUUUCAAGUGUACGAGCUACCGCGCAUCGAUGGCUUGAGCCCGCGGUACCUCCCGUACUCGACCGGCGGCGAGAUCGUCGUACACGGCCGCGGCUUCUUCAACUCGGGCAUGCUGCUGCUUCGAGUGUUCUUUUUGUCGCCCAGAUACGACUACCAACAUGACCAAGGCGCUGCGCUGCAAGCCAAGCUCGACACCAUGGAUCGGCCGUCCCUCGAGUCCCAGAUCCUGCCGUGCACGUUCAAAUCGGCGACGGAAAUACUCUGCACGGUCCCACCGCGCCUCAAGAGCCGCAACAUCCUCUUUUGUGUCUCGUUCGACCACCACACGUUCACCGAGACAGUGCCGCAAGCAAUCUUGUACAUGUUUGAUCUGCGCGCGGUGCAGCCGUCCGUGGGCCCCACGCAAGGACGCACCUACUUGGCCCUCGAAGGCGCCAACUUGAAUUUGUGCCGGCUCGCCGGAAAGGAGCCGGUCGUGCGCUUCUCUUGGUUUCGAGGCGAAAAGCUCUUGGAGCGCGCUGUCUAUUCGGCCCAACUCACGAGCGGCAAGAUCUACUGCUACACGCCGGCUUGCAAAAUCAGCUUGGAACAGCUCCGACUCGAGCUCGAGGUCGCUGUCGGUGGCGUCGACGCUACGUUCUCAAGCGAUGCCGUUGCGUUCACCUACUAUCGCGCGCCCUUGGUCAAGAGCAUGGCGCCCAAGCUCAACCUCGUGCCCGGCUGCACCGAUGUGUACAUUCAAAUUGUCGAAAACUGGGAAAAUAGCCCGUUCUUAAACAGCAGUUUGACGACGUGCCGGUUCCGCAUCCAAGGACAAGCUCAGACAGCAGUGACGUCGCACAAUGCAACGGGCGUCAUCCAGUGCCGCCUCCCGCGCUUCACGGUGCCGAUCGCGGUGCCGCAGCUGCUGCAAGAUGCAUCGUUUGACCCUCGUCACGAACACAAGGUUUGGGUGCGGAACAGCGGACUCUUUGUGACGCUGCUACGCGCGCGGAAUCUGCGCCUGCCCAAUACGACGACGACCACGACAACGAGCCCACUGCUCCGGCCGUUUGUUCUGUUUGAGUUUGAGAGCCAGAAACUGCGGUCGACACUGCGCGAAUUUACGUCCAACCCGACGUUUUACGAGCAAUUUGACUUUGAGCUUCAGACGACGGACGAUCAUUGCCAUGGCGACCUUGUGUUGACGGUGCAGAACGACGUCGAGUCGGGGCGGCACGAGACGCUGGGCAUACUGCGCCUCCCGUUUGCGAGUCUCAAGAAGGCCAUUAAGCUCCGCGCGUGGUUUCCGUUGCAGCUGGCGGCGCCGCCACCCCGCCCGAUGACGCCGAUUCUGGCCCAAAAUUCGAUUCGAGAAUACUUGCGCGAGCCGCCAAAGGAGCUGCCCCACCGCGGCGAGGUCGAGCUCUUCAUUCACUUUCAGCCCAUGCUGCUGAAGCGCCCGUCGUUGCGGUCGCCGGCGACGUCGCGUCUCACGUCGGCGCUCAAGAAGACGAUGCACGUCGAGACAGCCUUCCGGUCGCGCAAGAUUUCGGCAGGAACAGUCGCCGCGGAUGCCAAGACACCGAAACCUAGCGAAGCAGACGAAGGGAAGAAGGUGGCGCUGCAGCGGCUUCUUGGGCGCCCAGCGUCGGCCCAUGUGACACCCACCGAGAUGAUUGUCGAGCUGGCGCUCAACGGCCAGGAUUUUAUGUCGGUGUGUGCGACUCGGUAUACGAUCCAGCCGCUGCCCAUCAUUGCAGACAUUUUGCCCAAGUGCUUGCCCUCCUGUGGCGGCUCGAAGCUCAUGCUUCACGGCUUUAACUUUGUCGACACCAAGUGCAUUCGACUGGCCUUUCUCUGGGGCAUUGAACACUACGCCGAACUUCGCCAGUCAUUCCGUCACGAAGCCGGUGUCGCCGUCUCGGUCCCGGUGACGGUGGUCACCGCAACGUUCGAGUCGGCCAACGUCCUCUCGUGCGUGACACCGCCCACAAAGCGCGGCGGGAAGGCGUCGUUCACCGUCAUCGUCGCACUCAACGGUGUCGAUUUCAACAGCGUGUUUCUCGCGCCGCCGCUGCACUCGGUCGAGCCAGAGAACGACCUCUCGCACCAAAGCACCAUGGCGCUCUGGUCUGAGCUUCUCGAUACGACGAGUGUUAUUGAAGCGAGUCUGCCCCACCACCAGUGGCUUAUCUACGAGACGCCGACAGUGCACCGGAUCGAGUCGGCGUCACCGUUGUACACAACCAAGCUGCUCAUCCACGGCGAACACUUCGUGCCGACCGACAACGGCCGCGCCAAAUUCAUCCACGAACCCGCGCAGGAAGGUGAGGCAAAGCACCCGGAUGCGAUCGUCAACCUCCGCGUGCUCUCGACAACGCUGCUCGAAUGCCUCACCCCCGACUUCCCCCCCGGGUCCAUGGUGCGCGUGUGCAUUGCCAUGAACGGAUUGGACUUUAUUCCGAUGCCGGACGUGCGGCUGUGUGUGUGCAACGCGCCCAAGUUGGGAACACUCGUGCCGGCGUGGGCCUACUCGAUGGGCGACCAUCCGCUCUACAUUCACGGCAGCAACUUUUCAGAGACCAAUCACAUUCGCGUGUCGUUCACGCUCGAAGACCCGUCAUUAUCUGUCACCGUUUCGGCCGAGUGCAGUGCCGACGGUGUCAUCAAGUGCCUCGUGCCGCCGCUGCACCACCUUGUGCCGAAUGAAGAUGUCUCGCUCGUCGGCGCCACCGCUCUCGUUGACGUGAGUCUCGGCCGAAAUAGCGUCCUCGAAUUUACCAACCAGCCACUUCUUCUCAACCUCUUCCGGGAUCAGCCGCUGCUCGACGACGUCUCGCCGACCGAUGGCCCCAUGUGGGGCGGUGUGCACAUGAAGCUACGUGGCCGCUUCCUCGUCGACACACCAAGCCUUCGCGUUCGGUUCACGCGGCUGCUUUUUGACGAGGCAUCCAACAAUUGGACGGUCAACUUUGAAGCCGCCUAUACGACCAUGGUACCGGCCACGUACGUAAACGAGUACGAGUUGCUCGUGGUGACACCGUCUCUGAAAGACGAAGGACCCGUGGCCGUGCAGCUCACGUUGAAUGGCAUCGACUUUAGCCCUGUCCACGACCAGACUUGGUUUGUCUUUUGGCGCAAUUGGAAAACGCGCGUGCAGAUCAUUCGGCAGAGCAUGCGCCACGACGGCGGUGCGCACGCUGCGUGGCAGCGCUAUAUGGAGUGGAAGCGCCGGCCAAAACUCAACGUGUACAGCACCAACAACGCUGUCUCGAGUCUCAAGAUCAAAGCGGCUCACAGCCCCCGUCCCCCCACCUACUCAAGACGGCUCGAGAACCUACCUGAUAUCAUUCGCAAAGUCGAGACUCUUCAAACGCCCAGCGACGGCGGCAGCGCGGACGACAUGUACAUCCCGCCCAACAUUAUCUGGCCCCACCCCGAUGUGGACUCGUGUCAAAAACCCCGACGCCUCCUGGAGAUGCUCAAAGGACUUUAUCGAAGCCAUGCAACGCAAGCUGAUAUCUACAGCCGGCUAAUCUUUGUGUUUGACAACGCGGCGCAUCUCAACGCCAAGUACACGGACUCGGUGAUGACGGUGCCGAUGGCGCCAACGGCGGGCGCGCGUCAGUUUCCGCCCAUCCGGCGGCGCGCCCGUGCGGGUCUCGAUAUCGCCCAUUUGCGCUCGGCACUGUGCUACAACGGUCUUUGCGAAGGCCUUCGGUGGAUCUUUCCGCAAGUCCACGAGUCGGAACUCGUCGAGCUAUGGGUGUACCUCGAUCCCGAAAAGAUCGGAAAAGUCACGCUGGAUGCCAUGUGCAGUCGCUUGCAAACUGAUCCGCGGCCACCGAGCCCCGAGCCAGGACCGAUGCACUAUGACCCGCACCCGAUUCAGUCCAACGUACCGGUUCCCGAGAUGCGCGAAGCCGCACCCGAGACAUCGUCCAUCACCCCCCAGCCGUUUUUGGAUGUGGGGCCGAUUCUCGAUUGCCUCCUGCCGACGUCCCCUCGGCCGUCGUUUGCGACAACGGAGGUUGUCGUGUGGUGCGACCCCAAGUACGCGGGGCCAGGAUCCGAGAUCGCCAAGCCGGAUGUCAAUUUGAUCGCGCAAGCCCAGCACCUCUCGCAGUUUCCUCGGGCGCGCGAGGUCAAGUUUGCGCCGCUCACCGAGGAAGAGGCCGAGCGCGAGCUCGAGCGACAAAAACCAAAGCCCCCGCCCCCAGCUUUGCGGCCGUCGCCCCUGCACGCCAAGCUCGAGCGUAGCUCGCGGGCGUUCUCACUCCGGAACAGUGCAAGCCGACGUCAACUCGAGACGCUUACAGGUAUUUUGCCCGACGUUCGCGCGUCGUCGCGGCACCUGCUGCCCCAUGCCCGCCGGCAAACCCGCCUCGCGUCGCUCGGGCGCACAAACGAAAAGAAACACCUCAAGGAAGUCCGGUCCGUGUACCAUGGGAUUCUCUCCGCCAAAGCACCCCCCGAUACGACGGGCGCGCUCUAA
Molecule: messenger RNA, 12243 nt
Organism: Saprolegnia parasitica CBS 223.65
Lineage: Eukaryota; Oomycota; Saprolegniomycetes; Saprolegniales; Saprolegniaceae
Exons: 48
Coding region: 1-12243 (4080 amino acids)
Biological process (GO): regulation of cell migration; regulation of GTPase activity; positive regulation of axonogenesis
Cellular component (GO): semaphorin receptor complex
Molecular function (GO): semaphorin receptor activity
Source: RefSeq, a predicted model, not a curated record